AUGGAAUUUCGAGUCGGGGGAAAUUUAGGGUCAGAUGCGUUGAAGAAGAAGCUACCUAUCAGAGUUAUAGACAGUAAUUUGAGUGGUCUGAGGGAAAUAGUGCAACAAAUGAAGACUAUACAGAGGAAUGCUUUCAAGAAGCGGCAUGGGAACUUCUUGAGGUUGCUGAAUGUGGAAGUCCAAGUAUCGGCAGUCACUGCUCUGGCUCAAUAUUACGAUCCGCCACUCAGAUGUUUCACCUUCAAGGAUUUUCAAUUGGUACCAACAAUAGAAGAGUUCGAACAAAUUUUGGGCUUGUCCAUGGAAGAUAAAGUCCCUUACAGACAUUCAGAGCAACAUGCAUCUGUCUCUACGUUGGCUGGAAUCUUGAAGGUACACCUUGCCGAGCUAGAAGGUAAGAUGGCCUCCAAGGGCAACUCGAAGGGGAUCCCUCAAGGAUAUUUGGAAGGGCAUCUGCGUCUUUUGGCAGAAAAAGAAAUGGGGGAGACAUUCAUGGAUGUGUUGGCUCUCACACUUUAUGGAGUCAUACUCUUCCCUAACAUGGAAAAUUUUGUUGAUCAAACCGCCCUCGAUAUGUUUGUUGCCUACAAGAUUCAUUCAGAAAGUCUAGUCACCGCGGUUCUAGCUGAUGUGUAUGGGAGUUUGAACCUAUGCCACACACUCAAGAGGAAGAAGAUGCUAUGUUGUGUACCUAUGUUGUAUGUGUGGUUUAUAUCUCGAAUCCGUCUAGGUACAUUGAAUGCUGAAUGUCUUAUUGGAGAGUUACCACCUAGUGGCAUUGAAAUUCGGGGGGCAAAGGAAUGGGCCCAGUUUUGUGCGAGUUUGAAUGGGGGAAGAAUUAGAUGGUGUGUCCCGGGAUUGUCGAAGUCACGUGUCAUUUCUUGUGGGGCUUUCCCUAACGUCCCCCUAAUAGGCACUAGAAGUUGCGUGAAUUAUAACCCUGUCUUGGCUCAACGACAAUUUGGGUGUCCGAUCAAGAGCUCCCCAACUCCGGAAUCUUUGGUUGCCGUUUGGAAUUAUUAUGAAGAAGGAAUUUCCCUUGAUCAAAUUCGCCGAAUCAGGAGUGCUUGGGGUGAGGUCCUGCGUGUAGAAAAAGACCCAAGGCCAUGGGUGAUCGACGAGAAGAUGUCCUACCGACGAUGGAUUCUGGAAAGGGUUAACACGGUCAAGUUACCUUUCAAAUCAGACUCUCUUGCUCCUGAGCGGUCGGAACCUGCCGAGUCUGAGGAAAUGAAAAGGUUGAAAGAGGAAAUGGAGAAGAUGAAACUCAAAAAUGCUAAAUUAAUUAAUGAGCUUCAAAGUCUCCGACACGAGUAUGUGGAUAUGAGGCGUGAUAAGGAGGAAAUGACAAAAGCGUAUGAAGGAAUUCUUAGGAAACAACGAGAAGAACGAGAUCAUGCUUUCAGAGUUAAACAGGAUUUGGCUGCAACUAACACCGCAUUAAAAUCAAGGGACCGAGAGAGAUGCAGCAGCAACAUCUAA
Molecule: messenger RNA, 1482 nt
Organism: Vigna unguiculata (cowpea)
Lineage: Eukaryota; Viridiplantae; Streptophyta; Magnoliopsida; Fabales; Fabaceae
Source: RefSeq, a predicted model, not a curated record